UGAUUAGAGCUACGUUAUUCUUCCCGACCUCUGAAUGCGCAAACGGCAACGACUACGUAACUGAACUAACGCGAUGACGUUGAAUGGAAUAUCCCAGGAAAUAUAUCGCUGGGUCUCAAUUAGAAGUGCACAAAGUCAUUCAAGAUGGUGUUAGGAACUAUCUCCAGGAUGAUCAAAAUACAGCUUCCAGCCUACCUCAAAAAGCUGCCUCUGCCAGAAACGAUCGGAGGUUUUGCCCGACUUACAGUUUCAGAGUGGUUGCGGCUCUUGCCACUGUUAGGCAUUUUGGCUCUUCUGGGUUAUCUGACAAUCCGGCCUUUCCUACCCAAGAAAAAUAAGCAAAGGGACAGCCUGAUCAACCUGAAGAUUCAAAAGGAAAACCCUAGAGUGGUAAAUGAGAUCGACAUAGAGGACCUGAAGAGUACAAAUGUUUGCUACUGCAGGUGCUGGCGAUCUAAAACGUUUCCUGUGUGUGAUAAAUCGCACAUAAAGCAUAAUGAGCUGACUGGGGAUAAUGUUGGUCCACUUAUUCUUAAGAAGAAGAUUCUGUAGCCCCGUUUGACCCAGUGAUGGAGAGAAGUAACCAGUGCGCUGAAGACCACUCACAAUGUUGUUUUCGUUCUCUUCCUUUUUAGACAGUUUUCACCCUACUGUGGUUUUGUUUGUUGUACUUACACAAAACUAUUUCCAUCUUUCAAUUGUUUAGACACAUACAGGUCUAUAAAUUGUGAAUGUAGUGACCUAGAUAUUGUGUCUAAUCUGUUUAAUGAUUACUUUUUGUUAUGUUGUUGUGGUGUGUUUUUUCUUUUACUUGGCAGAUGUAGUUUUAUCUUUGUGUGCUAUAUAACCGACCUUAAAGAAAAAUAGCUGUUUUCAUAGCCAACAGGUCUUGGCCUCAGAAGUGUCAAGUGAAUUCUUGGUAUACAUCUGGAUUUAUGUCUGAAUUUUAAGUUGCCUUUUAAUUUUGCUAUUAUUAUAUGCAAAGCGUGAAAUAGGCCUUUGUGAUAGACACUUUUUUGAGAUCACAUAAUCACACUCCUUUAACUUUCUAUGUGAAGUACUUUUUUAAACGUGUUUGUCAUUUUACACAGGAUUAUACCUAAACCAACAAGAGUUAUAAAAUGUUUGCUAAAUUAUUUUCAUCAAUUUCAAGAUGCCAAAUUAGUGUUUGCAUACCUAUAGCAUUUCACGUUACAUUGCAUUGUAACAGAUGCCUUAGUCAACGCUAUUGUUACACAUUAUUCACAAUGUUUAUCUUAAUGUAACAAAGAAACGUCAAUCUUGAUUAUCUACUUGAACACACAUGCAACAUUACAAUCCAUGUAUGCAUUAAUUCACAUUCAAAGCAGGUUAAGAACUCAAGACGUUGACAAUCCACUGGUUCUCAUAAUGUUCUCUAUUUUAGUUCCAACUGGUUUGUCAUAUUUGAUGGCUCUUGUAGAAGCUCUUGUAAAAGUUACAUUUGUAUGGUAACUGGAAUGUGCUUAAUGAUUUUUGUAAAAUAAAAGUUAAACCGACCAAACUUGUUUUUGUCUCUAUAUUGUAUACCCCCCAUGAUGUGUACAUACCCACAGGACAUUUUAAUAGGUAUAAUACACCUUUUUGCAUUCACAACUGUCUGAAUUCUUUGUGGCGUUGAUUCGAUAAGGUGCCUAGAACAUUGUUCAGAGAUGUGAAUCGUGAAAUGAUAGCAUCACACAGUUACUACAGAUUUGUUGGUUGAACUUUUGUCCUCAAGUGGUUUGAGAUCUUGUGCUUAUAAAGGCAAUAUGAGAACAGUGAAUUCAUUGUCAUCUUCAAGAAAUCAACGAGAUGACAUGCGUUGUGACGUGAACUGUACAUGUGGUGAAUGAAUGGGUAUGGUUGGGAAUAUUCAAGUAGACGGUGGCAUUUAUACAUUGCUCAAUUGGUAAUAAGGGGCCAAGUUUUAAAUAAAUAA
Messenger RNA from Triplophysa rosa, 1939 nucleotides. It is a transcript of the gene cisd2, whose product is annotated as CDGSH iron sulfur domain 2. The coding region runs from base 145 to 552 and encodes 135 amino acids. NCBI's taxonomy places the organism in Eukaryota, Metazoa, Chordata, Actinopteri, Cypriniformes, Nemacheilidae. Gene Ontology annotation, biological process: autophagy of mitochondrion; regulation of autophagy. The record is from RefSeq and is a predicted model, not a curated record. Gene Ontology annotation, cellular component: intracellular membrane-bounded organelle; mitochondrial outer membrane. The transcript has 3 exons. Gene Ontology annotation, molecular function: 2 iron, 2 sulfur cluster binding.